This is a messenger RNA of Cuscuta europaea, 2527 nucleotides long. NCBI's taxonomy places the organism in Eukaryota, Viridiplantae, Streptophyta, Magnoliopsida, Solanales, Convolvulaceae. The record is from the annotation of a GenBank genome assembly.
UGGGAGAAUACCUUCACACUUUCUUUGAGUAGAAUUUUACUAGUUCUCUUCUUAAAUCCUUAUAAUGAAUCAUUGAAGCUUUUGUUGGAAGUGGAAACAAUCAAAUUCGAACUUUGGUUACUAAUCUAUUUUCUCAAAUGGAUUCUAUACAUGGGGGCAUCAAAUUCAGGGAAACCCCAAAAUUAAUAGAAAAGUCAAUCUUGAGCCAAAUCCUUUUUUUCAAAGUGUCUGUGCAAAGGCUCAAGAGAAGUUGUUCUAGCCGAUCGAGUUGACUGCAUGUUCUUAUUCCUCCCUAAUAUGUAAACAAUACAAUUGCAUAAGGGACUUUAUUUGUCAAGGACGGAAGUUCUCAUCAUCUAAAUCUUCUUCUCCAGCGGUCAACGGUGGUCUGUGAAAAACGGGGUUUCUAUUCUCGUGCGCAGGCGGCACUCCAGGCUUCUAGCAACAAUUUUUGGCAAACACCUACAUGUCUGGCAACUCCACGGCGGUGAAAAACAUCCGGAUAACUGCCUCUUUCUCCUUUCCUCCCUCUCUAGGCUCUUCUUCCUUGCCGCGUCGGCGGUUUUACACCCUCGGAUGUGCAACCUUUCAGGGAUCAAGGUUUAAUUUGCCGGCAUGCCAUAAUACAGAAUUAUACUCCGUAGAUUUUACUAGCACUCCCCCAUCCCGGAAAGGUUCGCCAAAUUGACUUUUCUUGAUCAACUCCGUAGAACCUUUUCGGGACAUAUAGGACGGUUAUGUGGCACAACCGCACAAUAAUAUAAUUUGAUUGACUUACAAAACCUGGGUCCUCUUAAAUUAAGAAAGUUAAUUAGGUCAAAGAGAAUAUGGAGACCAAAUCAUCAAGAAAUGGCACAUCCGCCCUCCAAGUGGACCCAUCUUCUCCGCCGUCGCCGGAGCAUACUCCGAUGUGGAAGCUCGUCCUGGUGGCGUCGAUAGCCGCCGGAAUCCAAUUCGGGUGGGCCCUCCAGCUAUCCCUCCUCACACCUUACAUCCAGCUUCUUGGUAUCCCUCAUAAAUACUCCUCCUUCAUUUGGCUUUGUGGGCCCAUUUCCGGGUUGAUCGUUCAGCCACUGGCCGGGUACUACAGCGACAAUUGCACCAGCCGGUUUGGCCGCCGACGGCCAUUUAUCGCCGGAGGGUCUUUUCUUGUAAUCUCCGCCGUCAUCCUCAUUGGGUUCGCGGCUGAUAUUGGCCACGCUGCCGGUGACCCCCUUGGCAAAAUCUUUAAACCCCGCGCCAUUGCCAUUUUCAUCUUCGGCUUUUGGAUCCUCGACGUUGCCAACAACAUGUUACAGGGUCCGUGUAGAGCAUUGCUGGCCGAUCUCUCGGACGGGAGUGCGGCAAAAACAAGACUGGCGAACACCCUCUUCUCCUUCUUCAUGGCCAUCGGAAACGUCCUCGGUUACGCCGCCGGCGCCUACCCCCGCCUCUACAAGAUCUUUCCCUUCUCCUUCACCACCGCAUGCGACGCCUACUGCGCCAACCUCAAGAGCUGCUUCAUCAUUUCCGUUCUUCUCCUGCUCACCGUCUCCAUCCUGGCCUUGACCUGCGUCAAAGAGAAGCAGUACGUAAAGAGCAACAAUGGCGGCGCCGCCGAAGUGGCAUUCUUUGGGCAGAUAUUUACAGCUGUGAGGAGUCUUCCUAGGCCUAUGCUUAUUCUCCUCCUCGUCACUGCUCUAAACUGGCUUGCAUGGUUCCCUUUCAUCCUGUACGACACGGACUGGAUGGGCCGGGACGUGUACGGCGGGCACGUCGACGACAACGGGCUUUACGAUAACGGCGUGCGUGCCGGCGCGUUGGGGCUCAUGCUCCAGUCCGUGGUGUUGGGGGUUAUGUCCAUUGGGGUGGAGCUCCUGGCCCGCCGCAUCGGUGAUGUGAAGAAGCUUUGGGGCGGGGUUAACUUCAUUUUGGCCAUUGGUUUGGCCAUGACGGUGGCUGUUACGAAAGCGGCGGAGCACUCGAGGAGGCACGACGCUAGCGGCAAUAUUCUUCCGCCCGACGCCGGCGUUAAGGCCGGAUCUUUGACCAUCUUCUGCGUUCUUGGUAUACCUCUUGCGGUGACUUAUAGCAUCCCAUUUGCUCUAGCGUGCAUCUUUUCAAGUGAUGACGAAAAUGCUGGUCCUGGGCACGUUGGCCUCUCUUUGGGAGUUCUCAACCUUUCAAUCGUUAUGCCACAGAUGUUCGUAUCAUUCUUAAGUGGGCCUUGGGACUCGGUGUUUGGAGGAGGCAACUUGCCGGCGUUUUUAGUGGGAGCGGUGUCAGCGGCGGCGAGUGGAAUAUUAGUUAUAACUCUUCUACCAAAACCACGAACGGAUGCAACCGUUCCGAUUGUACCGUAGCAUGGGGAUGUACGGCGGCUAUCUGGCCGGCCGGCCGCCACAUGCGACUGUGUGAAUAUGUACUAUUUGUGUUGUAUAUAUGAUGAUAAUGUAGAGGAGGAUAGCAAAUAUGGGUCAUGCUUAAUCGAAUUUGGAAGGAUGGAUGCUAAAGUUCAAAUAUAUUUGGUUGGGAUAAUACUAUUGUG